Molecule: messenger RNA, 1002 nt
Organism: Nycticebus coucang (slow loris)
Lineage: Eukaryota; Metazoa; Chordata; Mammalia; Primates; Lorisidae
Gene: DMRTB1
Product: DMRT like family B with proline rich C-terminal 1
Exons: 4
Coding region: 1-1002 (333 amino acids)
Biological process (GO): sex differentiation; regulation of transcription by RNA polymerase II; germ cell development
Cellular component (GO): nucleus
Molecular function (GO): DNA-binding transcription factor activity, RNA polymerase II-specific; RNA polymerase II cis-regulatory region sequence-specific DNA binding
Source: RefSeq, a predicted model, not a curated record
AUGAAGGCAGAGCUUGCCAAGCUGGCCGAAAAGAUGCUCCGCACCCCCAAAUGCUCGAGGUGCAGGAACCAUGGCUUCCUGGUGCCGGUCAAGGGCCAUGCGGGCAAGUGCCGCUGGAAGCAGUGCACCUGCGAGAAAUGCUACCUGAUCACCGAGCGCCAGAAGAUCAUGGCCGCGCAGAAGGUACUCAAGAAGCAGGCCUCCGAGGAGGAGGAGGACGAGGUGGCCCUGGGCAUGCAGGGGCCAGAGCUGGCCUCUGGGUCCGCGGCAGCGGCCGCGGGCCCGGGCGCCAGCCUCCGCCCGUUGCCUCUGCUGGCUGGAGAAGGCGAGAGGCCCCCGCGGGGUCCCAGCCCCGGCCCGAGCGCCUUCCAGCCAGUUCUGGGGGGGCGCGGCCACGUGGGGCUGAACGAACGAGCCGUCUCGGUGAUGCCCGGCCCUUUGGGGCCCCAGUUCAGGAUGGAGGCAGCAGGUGGCGGAGGCCCCGGCCGCCUGGAGCUGUGCAGGCCGCUGCGGCCCAUGCCCAGCCCACCGUUCGCCGACUUUGGGCCCCCUCUGAGCAUCAACUCGGAUUGUGUGGUGGGGCCUGAGUACCUGGAGAGAGAGCCUUCCAAGCUGUACUCCGUGCACCCCUACCGCCCGUUCCCGCUGGGCUAUCAGGAUGCACCACCGGCCCCAGGGAUCCCCCUGCAGAGGGGCUUCCGGCAUGUGUCCUGCAGCCACUACCAUGGAGGAGGCUUGAUGUCGGAAGACUUCCAACAUCCAAUGGGAGACUUCCAACCAACCUACUACCCGCCGCCUCCACCUCCACCGCCGCAGCCGCAGUUUCUUCCACCAGGCUUCCUCUCUGCACUUCACUUCCUCCCGCCACCACCGCCGCCACCACCUCCAUCAUCUUUCUCUCUGUCCAUUUUGUCUGAUACAGGCAAGGAGAAUACUGAUGACCUGGAUGCGGAGGUGCCGGGUGAGCCCAGCCAGCCGUCAUCUCAGGAGCAGUCUGACUAG